AUGAAGUACAUCUCUGCCGUCGCCGCUCUACUCCUCACCGGUGCGUCUGCCGCCGUUAGCAGCAUGCAAGGUGGCAGGCAUGCCAUCUUCAAUGGGACAUGCUCGAUGAAGACGCAGGCAUGCACAGUGACCACGUAUGAUGGCUUUUUCAGGGGAUCGUUUUAUAAGGCCGGCUCGGUAUGGACAAAGGCCGAGUACGAACAAAUGUACAACACGACAACACAGUACCCGAAGCCCAGGACGGCAAAGGUGACGAAAAUGUGCGACUGGUGCUCCGAGUGCCUGGCAGAGAACGCCCCCUGCUUCUUGGAAGGGACCAAGAGCUUUUCAGAGUGCGACUAG
This is a messenger RNA of Purpureocillium lilacinum, 342 nucleotides long. NCBI's taxonomy places the organism in Eukaryota, Fungi, Ascomycota, Sordariomycetes, Hypocreales, Ophiocordycipitaceae. The record is from RefSeq and is a predicted model, not a curated record.